Molecule: messenger RNA, 606 nt
Organism: Glarea lozoyensis ATCC 20868
Lineage: Eukaryota; Fungi; Ascomycota; Leotiomycetes; Helotiales; Helotiaceae
Exons: 1
Coding region: 1-606 (201 amino acids)
Source: RefSeq, a predicted model, not a curated record
AUGGACCCAAAACGUGGAUCUGGCCGACGAAAUAGCGGAAGACGACCUUCGCAACCAUCACCUUCAGAGCAUCAAAUCUCGCCUUCUGAUACAAUUGGGUCUCAAGAAGCCUCAGAACAAUUCAAACACUCUCGAACCACUGCACGACGUAGUUCAGCAUCUAGCUCCGAGUCUCAAGGCAAACAAUCCGCUGCGCGGCCCUCGGCCCGACGACCACGUAGUCGAAGAAAUACUAGAGAGCGAAUUGAUAAUUCCGCUCGACUAAACUCCCUAUCAUACGAACUGAACGCAGGUCGUUCCAGCUCAAUAAUACGCAGAGACGAAUCUACGAUACGCGCGGCAGAAUAUUGCGAGGAGGAAGCUCAGAUCGCUUACAUGGGAAUGAUGUCAGGACCUACCUACUCUUCGAGAUCUGAUAAAACAUUUCCUGAGUACACAGGCAAGAAGAUUGAUUAUGCCUCUAGUAUAGACGCACCUAGAUGUUAUAGUACAAGGCAUCCUCCUCAGCCAUUGCAGUCCAGCAAGCAUAUGGCUGAAGUUGUAGCAGCGGGAAAGAGAUCGCGCCAGAAACAUUUGACAAUCUUGGGGUAUCACGGAUUCAGUUGA